AUGAACGGCCUUGAAGUCACCCCUUUCGUUUCCAGCCUCCCCAAAGUCGAACUCCACAUCCACAUCGAAGGGACUCUAACACCAGCUUUACGCUGGAAACUCGCACACCGGAACAACAUCCCCAUACCCUACACAACCUACAACCAGCUUCUGGACAGCUACAAAAUAACCUACAACCACCGCCGCGAAGUCAACGGUGACAAUGGCGCGCCAACCUUUCUCGAAACCUAUUUUGCGGGUUGCCAGGUCCUCUGCACAGAAGACGAUUUCUACGAAUUGGCUAUGGAUUACUUCCGUAAAGCGAGCGAGAUGAAUGUGCGAUAUGUAGAGCCGUUUUUUGAUAUUCAAGCCCACACGAAGAGGGGGAUACCUGCCUCGGCGGUGUUGGAUGGGUUUUUGAGGGCGCAACAAGACGGCACCAAGGUUUAUAAUGUGCGGAGUAACUGGAUAUUCUGCUUCUUACGUGAUGAGUCUCUUGAAAGUGGGUUGGAGGCAUACAAGACAGCAAGGCCAUGGGCAAGGACCAAGGACGGACAAGGCAAGGGGCUGUUUCAUGCAGUUGGGUUGGCGAGUAAUGAGUACGAUCGUCCGCCAUUGCUGUUUGAAGCAGGCUUUCGAUUGGCGAAGGACGAUGGGUUGCAUGUUACCAUGCAUUGUGAUGUGGAUCAGAAAGAUGCUGUUGACCAUGUGCAUGAGGCUAUUUUCGAGGUAUGCGCGGGUCAAGGUAGUGAGCGGAUCGAUCAUGGUUUGAAUGCGAUUGAUCGCGGAGAUUUGAUGAUGGGAUUGAAAGAGCGCAAUAUAGGGUUAACCCUCUGUCCGCAUGCAUAUCAUCGUCGUCAAGCGACAGAAACACUAUUUCCAAAGAUCCGGAAGUUAUGGGACGAAGGAGUCAAAAUUUGUAUCAACAGUGAUGAUCCGACGUAUAUGCAUAACGUGUGGAUCGAUGGGAAUAUGAUGAAGGCGUACGAGUAUUGUGGGUUUUCGAAGAGUGAUAUGGUCCAGUUGGUUCGGAAUGCGGUGGAGAUGAGUUGGGCAGACGAGGACGUCAAAAAGGAGAUUUUGAGAGAACUGGAAAAUUUCUCAGCAGUUAAUCCUUAG
Molecule: messenger RNA, 1098 nt
Organism: Talaromyces marneffei
Lineage: Eukaryota; Fungi; Ascomycota; Eurotiomycetes; Eurotiales; Trichocomaceae
Exons: 1
Coding region: 1-1098 (365 amino acids)
Biological process (GO): hypoxanthine salvage; adenine catabolic process
Cellular component (GO): cytosol
Molecular function (GO): adenine deaminase activity
Source: RefSeq, a predicted model, not a curated record